Messenger RNA from Protopolystoma xenopodis, 447 nucleotides. The record is from the annotation of a GenBank genome assembly. Lineage: Eukaryota; Metazoa; Platyhelminthes; Monogenea; Polystomatidea; Polystomatidae.
AUGCGACGACAGCAUAAAUUCCCUCCAACCAACUUUUCCGUCCAACCGAACCAUCAUGCCACUGAGGAAGUCUUCGAAACCCAUUUCUGUCAUAACCUCAACGAGAGCCGUGCAAGAAAUAUUGCAUCAGUCUCUUUCACACCUUCGGUACCAGGACACAACAGACCGACCGACCGACCUGCCUGCCUGCUUGCCCGUCCCAUUCAGCUUUUUGCCUAUUUUGCUUCCUUUCGCCUCGGCCGAUUGGCCGAUUGCCCGAUUGGCCACAUGCUCACACACCCUGUCGGUCAUCUGCGCCUCCCGCAAAACACACCCAGGCCUACCCUCCCUGCACAUGGUCGGUCAACUGUAUCCUCCCCGGCCGACUGUCCACUCGACCAGUCUCUGAGCCAGACUCUAUCCCAUGUCCCAGGUAGGGCUGGGAGCGGGCUGGUUGACAUCAAUUAG